Linum tenue is the source of this 459-nucleotide messenger RNA. Lineage: Eukaryota; Viridiplantae; Streptophyta; Magnoliopsida; Malpighiales; Linaceae. The record is from the annotation of a GenBank genome assembly.
AUGACUACCGGCUUUGCGCGGAUUCUCGUCUCGGCGCUGCUACUCCUCGCCGCCAACGCCGCCGCCGCGGUUGCUCCUCCGUACACCCCGCUGGCGGAAGACUGCGUCACCGACCUGGUGGCUUUCUCGCCGUGCUUCGGCUUCGUCUCCGCGCCGCCGAACAGAGUCCGCCACCGGCUCUCCUCGAAGUGCUGCAACGUCGUCCUGGAGUCGUUCGGUACCGGCGGCAGCAACUGCUACUGUCACCUGGUGAAGCAGCCGCUGCUGUUUGGAUUCCCGCUGAACCGAACCAGGAUCGCGUCCCUCCCUGCUCUCUGCUCCAGGCGUCGCGCGAACGCGAGCUCCGCCGCCGUGGCGAACCUAGACUCUUCUCUGGAGUCGAUCUGUUCAGGUUCGUUUCUCGGAAACCGUUUCUUUAAUCGAGUAUUGAACCGGAGAUAUGGAUCUGAAUUAGCGUAG